This is a messenger RNA of Neurospora tetrasperma FGSC 2508, 674 nucleotides long. RefSeq lists its product as uncharacterized. The transcript is spliced from 8 exons. NCBI's taxonomy places the organism in Eukaryota, Fungi, Ascomycota, Sordariomycetes, Sordariales, Sordariaceae. Bases 83 to 631 code for a protein of 182 amino acids. The record is from RefSeq and is a predicted model, not a curated record.
GCGAAGUCGGCCUCUGCAACCUCCACGUGGUGCCGCCUGGGAACCUGACCUUUAACGUGGUCAGAGCCAGUGCAGAGACGCAAUGUCUCUUCACGCCAUGAAAGGACAAAAGAACGCUAUGUCAAUCUUGAAGGACAUGAAGGACAACAAAGUUGGGCGCACCAAGCGCCGAAGGCACAAGACUGCCCUCCAGAAACUGCUGGACGACACCAAGGAGGCCUGGGAGAAAAAGCUCGACGCCUCCGACCGCCGCAUGAACGACACGGCGGCAGAGAUGCUGGCGCUGAAACGAAAGCUCCAGGAGCAGCGCCGUGCACAUGCUGAACUCGUCAAGGAGCAUGAGAAGGCCGAGACAAAGCAAGAACUCUUGGCCCGGCUAGCGUCCGUCGGCAACGCCACCACCACCGCUGGCGACGACGGCGACAAGGCUGCGGCAGCUGCCUCGAAGACAAGAAAAGGAGGGACAAUAAAAGAUUCCGGUUUGGGCAGUUCAAUAGACUCCAUCGCAGAAGAGACCGUCAACAAGAGAAUAAUAUACAAGCUCGGGGUUCUAAAUCUGCACCCGCCAUUGAAGUUGAAUAGCGACUCGGAGAUAAGAUGGAAGGACAUCCCGACAAUGUUCCAUUUCUAGUUUAUACCAGCUUGGUAUACUGAAUACAAGACAUUCCAGCCCA